AUGGCGUCAAAUAUCGAACAGUCGCCAUUCUUCCAGGAGCAGAAGUCGAAAGGCGAAAUCGUUGUCAAGGACCCUCCCAAGUUUGAUCUGGAAUCAUACAUUGCCAAUUACACCGGCUACACACGAAUCGAUCGCCUGCACCACAUCGGCGCCCACUCGCCAUACCUCGCCGCAGACGCUUACCGCCUCGCUAUCGCCGAGGCAAAGAGGGGAAAGAAUGUUGAUUUAUACACAACACUGGUAGAACAGUUCAGCCGCAUAGCACCACAGGACCCUGCGUCUGUGACAGAUACAGCAUGGGUUGAGAAGAAGACGCGGGAAGUGCGCGAGGAGCACGACCGACUAGAGCAUGAGCUCAAGUCAUACAAGAACAACUUGAUCAAGGAGAGCAUACGAAUGGGCAAUGAGGACCUCGGUCACUUCUACUACGAUACCGGUGACUUUAGUAACGCACUGAAGGCCUACAUGAAGAUGCGGGAGCAUUGCACCUCGCCCAAGCAUCUUGCAGACAUGACCCUCCGCCUCGUAUAUGUUAGCAUCGCACAAAAGUCAUGGACAAAUGUAUUGGCAAAUCUGGCCAAGUCGGAAGCCACUCAGAUUAAGGGCGAUGACAAGGCCAAGAUGGAGCCCAUCAUUUCUGCUUGCAGCGGUCUAUGUCACAUGGCUACUGGCAACUACCGCGAAGCUGCGACAGCGUUCCUUGGUACAUCAGCGGCAUACUUGACUGCAGAGCCAGCAGCGUACAUUACAUGGCAGAAGGAAGUCAUUUCGGGUAACGACAUUGCGGUAUACGGUGGUCUUUGUGCGCUUGCCUACAUGGACCGCAGCGAUUUGCAAAACAAGGUGCUAGCAAACAGCGAAUUUCGUAACUUCCUUGAGCUCGAACCUCACAUUCGCCGCGCUAUCAACCUCUUCUGCAACUCCAAAUACAGCGCAUGUCUCGAAGUGCUCGAAGGCUACCGCAACGACUAUCUCCUCGACGUAUAUCUGUCCAAGAUGCUGAACACCAUCUACAGUCGGAUCCGGACAAAGAGCAUCGUGCAGUACUUCAUACCCUUCAGCUGCGUCACGCUUGACGAAAUGAUGUCCAAGUUCCCGCCAGCGGAAGGCCGGACCAUCGACGAAGAUCUGGAAGAGAUGAUCAACCAGCGUGUUCUCAAUGCGCGGAUAGAUCUCGUCGACCGCCUACUCAUCUGUCCACCCACAGACCCCCGCCACGACGUACACGCCGACGCUCUCAAGAUGGCCGAGGAGUACGACCACACCCUGCGCCUUCGAUUAACGCGUCUCAACUUGCAGGCAGCGAGCAUGGAGAUUUCAUCAAACAAGUCGAAUGAAAAGUCAUCUGGUAUGGGUGGAAGCAUCGGUGACACUUUCCGCGGUUUAGGUCAGAAGAUAGGAUUUUAG
This is a messenger RNA of Alternaria postmessia, 1407 nucleotides long. RefSeq lists its product as uncharacterized. Lineage: Eukaryota; Fungi; Ascomycota; Dothideomycetes; Pleosporales; Pleosporaceae. The record is from RefSeq and is a predicted model, not a curated record. Gene Ontology annotation, cellular component: COP9 signalosome. The transcript is spliced from 4 exons. Bases 1 to 1407 code for a protein of 468 amino acids.